Neltuma alba is the source of this 1391-nucleotide messenger RNA. Its product is annotated as nodulin-26-like. The transcript is spliced from 4 exons. Bases 740 to 1063 code for a protein of 107 amino acids. Gene Ontology annotation, cellular component: membrane. Gene Ontology annotation, molecular function: channel activity. Gene Ontology annotation, biological process: transmembrane transport. Lineage: Eukaryota; Viridiplantae; Streptophyta; Magnoliopsida; Fabales; Fabaceae. The record is from RefSeq and is a predicted model, not a curated record.
UCCAUAUUAACUCGAGACGUUUCAGUCCUAGACUCCAACGCCUGCCAGCUUUACUUUCGUAUAUGAGCAUUUUAUAACCAUUCUGUUGUUGAAUAAGUUAGUUCCAAUGACAUCAGAACAAAGUGCAUCGGCUGUUAUUAUAAAUAAACGUGGCAUUCCCCGAGAAGAGAGACGAAUACGGCAGUUCGCUGCUAAAGACAAAGAGUGCCUCGCCUGCAUAUGAGAAUACGUACUCUCAGGUGCACUUUAUGCUCCCAGGCCUAUCAGGAUCCUACUGACCCAUGGCUGAUUCACUCUCAGUUAGAGUUGAUUCCCCGCCACCUAAGUUUGGAGUAUCUUUCGAACAAACUAUGAGAGAAGCAAAGUACUCUGAUGACGUCCAAAGAAGUACCCAAGAGGCCGAAGAACCCUCACCAAAUAGUUUUCAAAAGGUAGCUCUAAACCAAAAACGAUGCCUGCUGAUUAUGUACAAAAGUAGCAAUAUGUUUAAUCCAAAGCUUGUGUUAAUAGGGCCUAGCAGAGCUGGCGGGUACUUAUGUUCUCAUAUUGUGGGAUGUGGGGCUGGGCUGGUCAGUAAGGCGGAGCAGCCCAAUAUAGUACGAGUAGCAAUUGCGGCGGGUCUUUCUUUGACGUGGCCAUAUAUUCAGUUGGUCAUAUCUCCGGGGCCACUUCAAUCCUGCAGUAUCUAUAGCCGCUGCUGUUGCUCGCAAACUCCAUUCAACUUGUUCCUAUCUAUGUGAUGAGCCAGCUAAUGGGUGCUACACUGGCAAGUCUUACCCUCAAGGUGUUGUAUGAGGGGCAGGCAGACAUUAGAUUGGUGGUGACUCAGUACUCGGGUUCAACGAGUCAUCUUGAGGCUAUUGCAUGGGAGUUCAUGGCCACUUUCAUCCUGAUGUUCACCAUUUGUGGUGUGGCCACUGAUCACAGAGGGAGCAAAGACCUCGCUGGACUUGCAAUAGGCACGGCAGUUCUUAUCAACGUCAUCGCUGUUGGGCCUAUUACUGGAGCUUCCAUGAAUCCUGCAAGGAGUUUGGGCCCAGCUAUUGUCUCCGGCGUCUUUUAAAAAUAUUGGAUCUAUAUCAUUAGCCCUAUCAUGGGAGCCACCACCGCAAGUCUGGUUUACAGCCUCCUUAGAGUACCCAAAUCAGAUAAAAGCCUGAGGAUCGCACCAAAAUUAAGCCGCACAUGAGGAUGUUUUCUUUACUUAGUUGCUUUUGAUUCACCAGGGAUAAGCUCCCCCAGCAAUGAUCAAAUUCUCAGAAUCUGCUGUGACCUUACGUUAUACAAAUCAAAGCAUGUCUCGCAACAUCACUACUGUUGAUGUUUCUUUUUGCCGUUCAUUUCGACCGAUGGCAUCCGCUUCUCGUCUUUCCACGAAAUAGAAGUUGUGG